Molecule: messenger RNA, 693 nt
Organism: Colletotrichum chrysophilum
Lineage: Eukaryota; Fungi; Ascomycota; Sordariomycetes; Glomerellales; Glomerellaceae
Exons: 3
Coding region: 1-693 (230 amino acids)
Source: RefSeq, a predicted model, not a curated record
AUGUGGGAGUUCAUUCCCGCAGACGAGCCAUCAUGCGGCCUUGAUCUCGGCAACCUGCACCACUUCCAAGGACUCGUCCAAGGCCUUCUGGCGCUUGAGAGACGGAGGGAAGCUGCCCCAUCGCGAAGCUCCGCGUCUGGAAGUAGACUUGCCGCCAUUCAAAGGGCGUUUGAGACUCACGAGAGCCGGCAAGGGGUCGCCCAAGGCCAGGCCAUCCCAGGUCGGUCUCCACCGCGGUCUGCAGCUCAUUCGACCUCAUCGACGCAACAAGACGACUUCAUGUGGGCAGACUUCCUCCACAUGGACCGCUUUGAGGAAAUGGCGAGAGUGGGGUCAAGAACGCCGCCUGCACUCCCGAAUAGCUGGGAAGAUGCGCUGUCCUCGACCAUGAUGCUGUUGGCCUCGGUCGCAUUCUCUGUCGUUCUCUCUUUGGUGAUCGGUCUUCACGGCUCGACAACUCGCAUUCUCCAAACCAUCUCCGGGACCCUUCCCGGAUACGCCCGUUCAUAUACCCUGCUGGCAGAGUACCUCGCGAUGCACAAUGUCCUGGUCACACCCAAGCCAGACCCUUUUCAAUCGGCCACCCCAUCCAUCGUUCCACCAUCACCUGCAUACGGGUCAGAAGCCGGCAUCACCCCGAACAGCAGCUUCUCUUCUUUGAACACGCUAGGCAGUCGUCGCGCGACCACAUGA